AUGAAGCUCAUCUCGUCGGUGCUCGUUGGAAUGUUGACCUUUGCGUCUUUCGUCGUCUCGACUCCAAUUUAUACUGUUGUGUCGUAUGACGGUUACAAGAUCUACAAGGUUAAAAUUGAGUCCGACUAUGAAGCCGGCUUGAUUCGCGAAAUUCUCGAGGAUAUACAGCUUGGAGUCAAGUCCUGGAACAAGGUUGCUAUUGGAUCAGAGGCACACCUUCAAGUUGCUCCCUCAUCUCAAGAUCGCUUUAUAUCAAAGCUAGAAGGUGUUCCACAUUCUAUCAUGAUCGAAAACCUGCAGCAAAAUAUUGAUGUCGAGUAUGCUCGUACACGACAAAAUUCGGAAAGGCUAUCAAGCUUGUUUGCCAGAGAUGGCAACCUCGCUCUUACUGCAAAAGAGAUUUUUACCGACUACCAAGAUCAGAGCGUGCUUGUUGCAUUCAUUGCUAGUCUUCCUGGCGUGACUCAGUUUUCGCUAGGAAAAACAUAUGAAGGCCGUGACAUUACUGGCUUUACUUUUGGCACUGGUUCCAAAAAUAUUGUUUUUAAUGGUGGAAUUCAUGCCCGUGAAUGGAUUGCACCAGCCGCUGCUACUUAUAUUACCCACUAUCUGACUGGAGGUAGUGCCGAUGCUGUUGCUUUACUCAAAACUUACACAUUUACCGUUAUUCCAGUUCUUAAUCCCGACGGAUAUGCAUACUCUCGCUCGACCGAUCGUAUGUGGCGUAAGAAUCGUGAACCCAACAAGAACCCAAACUGCGUCGGCACUGAUCCUAACCGCAACUUCCCUUUCAAAUGGGGAUUUGAAAAGGACUCUUUUGAUGAAUGCUCCGAGACUUAUCGUGGAUCGUCUGCUGGUUCGACAGCAGAAGCCAAAGCAUUGAUUGGUUACAUGAAAAAAGUUAAAAAUGUAGCUUCUUACAUUGAUAUACAUUCUUUCGGAAAUAUGCUUUUGUUCCCAUAUGGAUAUACUUGCGCGAAUGUUCCCGAGCCCGACUACAGUAAUUUGGUCAAAGCUAGUAAAGUUGCUACUGAUGCCCUUUACGCUGUUCAUGGGGAAAAGUUUGUCAGUGGACCCGCCUGUUCCACGAUCUACCCAACCAAUGGUGAUACCACUGAUUAUACUUAUUCUCUUGGCAUCACGUAUUCGUUUACGUUUGAGCUUCGUGGAGGUGGCCACGAAGGAUUUGAUUUGCCAGCUGAAGAAAUUGUGCCAUCUUCCGAAGAAGCGACUGCAGCACUUGUUGCACUAUGGAAAAGUAUUAGCUAG
This is a messenger RNA of Batrachochytrium dendrobatidis JAM81, 1269 nucleotides long. RefSeq lists its product as uncharacterized. The record is from RefSeq and is a predicted model, not a curated record. The transcript is spliced from 2 exons. Gene Ontology annotation, biological process: proteolysis. Gene Ontology annotation, molecular function: zinc ion binding; metallocarboxypeptidase activity. Lineage: Eukaryota; Fungi; Chytridiomycota; Chytridiomycetes; Rhizophydiales. Bases 1 to 1269 code for a protein of 422 amino acids.